ACCUCACUUUGUUUCUUUUGUUUCUAUUUUCCUGAAAACACAAAACCCAUUUCACUUCUCAUCAACCAAAACCCCUUUUUUAAUUGAAGGAAACUAGUAAAGAAUGAAAAGAAUGUCCCUUUGUUCCUCCUUUAAUGCAUCCACCCUCCAUUCUGCACAGCCCCAAAUCUACAAAACUCGGUUCUCCUCUCAGUUCAUCAGACAAUUUCAGGUAAAUUCAAUAUCUUACGCUUUAGCAUCUUCAUCUCAGAACAUAUCAAAGCCCUUGGAGAUUUGGAGACAGAGAUUCAAACCCAUUACAGCUUCAGCAACAAACAGUGUUGAAACCACUAAAGCAUCAUCCUUUAGAAGCAAAAACCCAAAAGAUAUUAACAUUCUGGUGGCGGGUUCAACUGGGUAUAUUGGAAAAUUUGUAGUUAAGGAGCUGGUUGAUAGGGGGUUCAAUGUUAUAGCCAUUGCAAGGGAGAGGAGUGGAAUCAGGGGUAGGAAUAGUAAAGAAGAUACCUUGAAUGAAUUGCAGGGAGCCAAUGUGUUUUUCUCAGAUGUUACCGAUUUGGGUACUUUGGAGAAAUCUUUGCAGGAAUUAGAUUUAUCAUUUGAUGUUGUUUUGUCUUGUCUUGCUAGCCGGACUGGUGGUGUUAAGGAUUCCUGGAAAAUUGACUAUGAGGCAACAAAGAAUAGUCUUAUUGCUGGUAAGAAAUUAGGGGCAUCACAUUUUGUGUUACUUUCUGCUAUAUGUGUGCAAAAGCCCCUUCUUGAAUUUCAGCGGGCAAAGCUGAAAUUUGAAGCUGAAUUGAUGAAAGCAGCUGAAUUAGAUAAUGGAUUCACCUAUAGCAUUGUGAGGCCAACUGCAUUCUUUAAGAGCUUGGGGGGUCAAGUUGAGUUGGUGAAAGAGGGGAAGCCUUAUGUGAUGUUUGGUGAUGGGAAGUUAUGUGCUUGUAAGCCAAUUAGUGAGCAGGAUUUGGCUUCGUUUAUUGCAGAUUGUGUGUUGAGUGAGGAUAAGAUUAACCAAUUAUUGCCAAUAGGUGGCCCAGGGAAGGCAUUGACACCAUUGGAGCAAGGGGAGAUAUUGUUUAAACUUCUAGGGAAGGAACCAAAGUUCCUGAAAGUGCCAAUUGGGAUAAUGGAUUUUGCCAUUGGGAUACUUGAUUUCCUUGUCAAGAUAUUCCCUGCAAUGGAAGAUGCAGCUGAGUUUGGAAAAAUCGGAAGGUAUUAUGCAGCUGAGAGUAUGUUGGUUUUGGAUCCUGAGACUGGUGAGUACAGUGCUGAGAAAACACCUAGCUAUGGAAAGGACACCCUAGAAGAAUUCUUUGAGAGAGUGCUGAGGGAGGGCAUGGCUGGUCAGGAAUUGGGAGAGCAAACAAUCUUCUGAAAGUUAUCCUCUGAUUUAAGAUUGUAAAUCAAAUUGUUCUUUUCGACCAGCCAGUUUUGUGAUACGGCUUAUUAAAGGUAUCAAUUUUGCUAACUUGAAAGGCAUCCAGCCAUUGUAUGAGUUGAAAUCUACAUGCUUCUUGUAAAUCUCAUUUACGAAAUUAUUAAUUUAGUCCCUGGUGAACAGCUUGGUGCGACAAGCUAGUUCAUUUUUCAUACAUAAUUGUACCUGUUGUAGAAGUCAUGUAUGCUAAGGUGCAAAAAGUUCCUAAAA
Molecule: messenger RNA, 1645 nt
Organism: Rubroshorea leprosula
Lineage: Eukaryota; Viridiplantae; Streptophyta; Magnoliopsida; Malvales; Dipterocarpaceae
Source: the annotation of a GenBank genome assembly